UCAUUAAUUAAUAGUAAACUUUACGUCUCUUAUUUUUUAAUAUACGGGACAGUCAAUAUUAGAUCUAGUGUGAUGUUCCCGUAUACGAUCGCGGGAUACGUUGAAUAUGAGCAUUUCCAAAAAUCCAUGGGAUUCUACGGUGUUGCAGGGAAUUUCCGUUGGUUCGAUUGAUACAGCUGUUGCUCUUGCUAGAAGAACAGAGCAUCUACCUCCUCACGGAGAGAUUGAACGGGAAAGACGGAUGCCAUCUUUGCGCAUGAUCAGACAACAGAGAAAUAUCACAAAGUUGAAAAAAGAGAUGAAUGCUCUAGAACUGGAGAUAAAGGAUAGGCAGUGGGAUCAGACAACUGCUGACUUAAUUCACCUUGAUGUGUUAGAAAAAAGGACCAGGAAACUGGAGGAGCUCUCUUCUCAACUCACAGACACGUUGCAAAAGAAGGAAGAGUUAGUUAUGAGAUUGAGAGAACCGUUUACAGGAGAUCAUAUUGAAAUGGACGCCAGUUGUCACAAACAUGCGGCAAGGUUAUUUACUGCAAUGGGACUUUCUGUUACGAAUUUGGGACAUCACUUGGAAGACGUGAGUUGGAUCAGUGAAGCAGCAAUGAUCAGCCAGGAACUCAAUAAAACAUUGAAGGAUGUGUCGUCUCAUCUCACUCAGUAUCAGACUCGAUUCAAUGAACUCAUCAAGUCACGUCAACUGCUCCAAGAAAUGCAGAAGAAUGGAUCUUACAGAAAUACAUAAGUACAGAAAAUAAUCUGUUUCAGAGGACCGAUCAAGACCUCACUUAAUUAACCUCACUACAUAAAUAGGAAAUAUCCAAUCAACCCACAGCAAGUCAAGAACUGUUCAUAUAAACCUUGCAACUGUGUAAAAAC
Corticium candelabrum is the source of this 876-nucleotide messenger RNA. RefSeq lists its product as uncharacterized. Bases 107 to 742 code for a protein of 211 amino acids. The record is from RefSeq and is a predicted model, not a curated record. NCBI's taxonomy places the organism in Eukaryota, Metazoa, Porifera, Homoscleromorpha, Homosclerophorida, Plakinidae. Gene Ontology annotation, biological process: centrosome cycle; spindle assembly; microtubule nucleation. The transcript is spliced from 3 exons. Gene Ontology annotation, cellular component: HAUS complex; mitotic spindle microtubule; centrosome.